UAGGAAUCAUGGCAGCUCAGGAUCCAGAAUGGUUCACAGCCCAACAGAACUUCACCAUGUACGAGCCGGGUAUCGAAGAAGAGAUACCAGAAGUGUUCAAAACGUACCACCACAUCCCCGUGCUGCUGGUAGCUUACCUCGCUGUGGUGAAGCAUUAUGGACCCAGGUUGAUGAAGGACAGGAAGCCGUUCAGCCUCAAGAAUGUGAGGAUGAUAUACAACCUCAUACAGAUCGUCAUCAACUGGUACAUAUGUACCCUGUGCUUCAGCCUGGUCGGCAAUGGGAUAUCUGACCCCUGGGGAAACGGUUGCUAUCCUGUGACGUCUGUUACUAGGGACCCCAACGCAUACAAGAUGAUUGUAAAAAUCUCAUAUUACUACUACCUCAACAAAAUAUUAGACUUCAUCGAAACGGUAUUUUUCGUCCUAAGAAAGAAGCAGUCUCAAGUUUCAUUCCUCCAUAUAUACCACCAUGUAAUCAUGGUUUUGAGUAUUUGGCUUUCUAUUUUCAUCAUUAGAGAAGAGAACAUUGUGCAAAUAGCAGCGAUAAACACUUUGGUACACGUGGUGAUGUACGUGUACUAUUUCCUGUCCGGCCUGGGACCAGCCAUUCAGAAGUACCUCUGGUGGAAGAGGUACAUUACGAGGAUGCAAUUGGUACAAUUCCUGAUGGGUAUGACAACGCUUGUAAAAAUGACUGUGACUGGGUGCAGAAAUGAUACAAGAUUUUUGUAUUUGUGGUAUUUCAAUUCUCUAACCCUUUUCGGCCUCUUCGUCCAUUUCUACAUCAAGACUUACCUUCCUAAAAAGAAGAAGGAAUAAUUGAAACUUAAAAAUAAUUAUUUUUGUACCAAAGCCAUAUUAUAUAAGACUUGUAUAUACCUCAUGUAUACCAGUGUUGGGCAUAAGAAUAUUUCAAUUAGAAUCACUCACUAAUUAUUACAAUUACGAAUAGUUGUAAUUGUAAUUAUAAUAACAUGAUAAAGUAUUGUAAAUUUAUUUGUGGUCAACAAACACAAUACUGGUCGAGCCAAAGUUUAAAAUAGUUUACGUGUUAGUUGUUUUAUAUCUUAGAGUACACAUAAUUAAUUACCUAACACUGGAAUGAACUUAUAAAUAAAUAAUUAAAUACCUAGCCAAUGAAAAUAAGAAAAUUAAAAAAUAAACAUGUACAUGGAAUUGUAAAUGUAUAUUACAAUUAAUUUAUUGUAAUUUUGAAAAAAAAUACUAAUUCAAAUAUAGUCAAGUUUUGCUCAUGUAAUAGAAGAUGUAAUUAAUUAAU
Molecule: messenger RNA, 1281 nt
Organism: Nezara viridula (southern green stink bug)
Lineage: Eukaryota; Metazoa; Arthropoda; Insecta; Hemiptera; Pentatomidae
Source: the annotation of a GenBank genome assembly